CACGCGACUCUUUUCACCAGGUUGACAUUACACAAGCCGCUUGUCCCUCAGCCUCUUUUACCAUGUGGGCAUCACCUUUCUAGUCCGGGCCGUGAGCCACCUCACAUUUCAUGUGCCCCUCUUCCCACUUCGCUUCACUUUUCCUAAAGCAUCUCGAGAAGUCGUCCGGGAGGUCAUCAUGUAUUCCAUCCAGGAGUGGCUCUCAGCAGUUGCCGCGGGUCUUUUUGCCCUGCAUGUGCUGCAGAAACUGUUUUUUCCCUACUUCUGGAAGGAUGUUACCUUUUUGUGGAAGAUCAUCACGUACGGCAUAAAACUGGAGCUCUGCAAACUGACCUCCAAGGUGGUGACUGUGGUGGACACGUUCGUGGAACAGGCACAGCGUAUCCCGGACAAAGCUUUCCUUAUUUACGAGGGAGUGGUACACACGUACCGAGACAUUGAUGAGCGCAGUAACAGAGUGGCCAACGUGUUCCUGAAGCAGGGAACCUUGAAGAAGGGGGACUGCGUGGUGCUCCUCAUGAACAACGAGCCCGACUUUGUCUCGGUGUGGUUCGGCCUGACCAAGGUGGGAUGCACCGUCGCCUUUCUGAACACAAACAUCAAGUCAAAGUCGUUGCUGCAUUGUUUCAACUGCUGUGGGGCCAAGACCCUUGUUGUUGGCGCAGACCUGAUAGAAUGCCUGGAGGACAUUCUACCCAGCCUGCGUGAGGAUAACAUUGAUGUGUGGGUGAUGAAGAGGGAGAAUGGAGGCUGCACCCAAGUCCAAACCCUGCUAGACCAGAUAGAUUUUGCCUCGGACCGGCCCGUUCCAGCCAGCCUGCGUGCCGCCACCUCCCUCAAGACCCCCAUCCUGUACAUCUUCACCUCCGGGACCACCGGGCUUCCCAAGGCUGCGGUGAUCACCCACUUGCAGACGUUGAAGGCUGCUGCAGGCUUCUGGGCGUUUGGUGGAAGGGAAGAUGACGUGGUGUACGUACCUCUCCCUCUGUACCACAGCGCCGCCUCCAUGAUCGGGAUAGGAGGAACCCUGCAGCUGGGUGCCACAUGCAUCUUGAAGAAGAAGUUCUCAGCCAGCAAAUUCUGGAGUGACUGUAGGAAAUAUGACGUGACCAUCUUCCAGUAUAUUGGCGAGCUCUGCCGGUACCUCUGCAACCAGCCUAAGGCCGAGGGCGAGAGGGCCCACAAGGUGCGGAUGGGCGUGGGGAACGGGCUGCGGCCCGACGUGUGGCGGGACUUCCACGCCCGCUUCGGGGAGGUUCGCAUGUGCGAGCUGUACGGCUCCACCGAGGGGAACCUCUGCUUCAUGAACCACAUCGGCAAGCUCGGAGUCGUGGGCCGCUCCAACUUCUUCUACAAGCUCCUUUUCAAGUACGAUCUGGUGAAGUACGACAUGGUGAGAGAGGAGCCUGUGAAGGAUGCCCGCGGCUUUUGUCAGCGAGUAAAAAAGGGCGAGACGGGGCUCUUGCUAUCCAAGGUGAGCGCCACCAGCCCCUUCUUCGGCUACGCCGGCAGCAAACAGCUGACUGAGAGACGGCUGCUGAGGAACGUGUUCUCCUCCGGGGACGCCUACUUCAACACCGGGGACCUGAUGGCCGAGGACAAGGAGGACUUCAUCUGCUUCAAAGACAGGGUCGGGGACACCUUUAGGUGGAAGGGAGAGAAUGUGGCCACGACCGAGGUGACGGAGACCCUGGGGCUGGUGGGGUUCAUUCAGGAAGCCAACGUGUACGGGGUGGAGGUCCCAGGCCACGAGGGAAGAGCCGGGAUGGCUGCUGUCAUUGUGAGGCUGGGCCACGAGUUUGACGGGAAGGCCUUAUUCGAGCACGUUGUAACGGAUCUGCCAGCUUACGCUCGACCUGUCUUCAUAAGGAUUCAGGAAUUCAUUGAAAUCACCGGAACGUUUAAGCAGCAAAAGUUCCAACUGGUACAGAGUGGCUUCGACCCGUCCACUAUCUCGGAGCCCCUCUAUGUCUUGGACUAUGUACAGAAGAGCUACGUCCCGCUCACAGACAAUGUCUACCAGAGCAUCUUGGCAGGGGAACAGAAGCUCUAGAGCCCUUGCUUUGGCUCAACUGUCUCCGUCGCCAUGGGUUCCACAGAAGUAAUGGAAACAAAUUGUAAAUUCUUCACGACAAAUGGCCAUUGUGUUCUCCGCGGUACAAGCAACCUGACAAUCACACUGACGUUAAGCGCAUUGUUGUUUAACAUCAUGGACACCUCCGUUCUGCACUUAAGAAUUAUAACGCAGCUAUUUAUACUGGUCCCAUCCUUAUUUUUUCGGAGGAAACCUGAAUACUAUAUUUACCUGAAUCCUAGUUGGAACCAUGGAGAUGAUAGUCACAACAAUAUUCCUCUCUGUGACCAUCAAGAAUAUCACAUUUCUUAUGGUCAGACAGGAGGUUGAGGCAUACAUGCUAAAAUGAUAUCAAUAAAAAAUGAUAAAGUGAUUAAACAUUAAACCUGGGAUGCAACCCAACAUUUUGCAGUUUUUUGCUCUAUGUUGUGAAAACACUACUAAGAUUGAAUGUGAUUCAUUAAUAGCACGAUAUUAAAUAAGUAAAGCUGUUGUUUCAGCCUUACAUGGCAGACUUCAGUUAACUUGACAAUGACGAUGGAACAAAAUAAGGAUGAAGGAGGACAUUAACUGUGUCUUAACUAUUGUUGUUUGUUUGAACGAUAGAAUGAUGGACAGAAAGCUCUGUCUUGUCUGUCGACCACCAUGCCUAACCCCUCCACAAAGUGCAAGAUAUGUUACUUUGCACCUGAAUGUUUGUCCAAGGUUGGUAGGCUCAACCGCAUUGUAGCUAUGCUGUCUAUAGUCUGUGAUACAAGAGCUGUAGUAAACCCGAGAGGACUAGGACUUUCAUUGGUCAAGCAGAGGUGAAGUUGAGCUAUUUUUCGCUCAACACGAA
Gadus morhua (Atlantic cod) is the source of this 2912-nucleotide messenger RNA. RefSeq names its product solute carrier family 27 member 6 (gene slc27a6). NCBI's taxonomy places the organism in Eukaryota, Metazoa, Chordata, Actinopteri, Gadiformes, Gadidae. Gene Ontology annotation, molecular function: long-chain fatty acid transmembrane transporter activity; long-chain fatty acid-CoA ligase activity. Gene Ontology annotation, biological process: long-chain fatty acid metabolic process; long-chain fatty acid import into cell. The coding region runs from base 179 to 2053 and encodes 624 amino acids. The transcript has 10 exons. Gene Ontology annotation, cellular component: endoplasmic reticulum membrane; plasma membrane. The record is from RefSeq and is a predicted model, not a curated record.